This is a messenger RNA of Aspergillus tubingensis, 1377 nucleotides long. RefSeq names its product amino acid transporter. NCBI's taxonomy places the organism in Eukaryota, Fungi, Ascomycota, Eurotiomycetes, Eurotiales, Aspergillaceae. Gene Ontology annotation, cellular component: vacuolar membrane. The transcript is spliced from 10 exons. The record is from RefSeq and is a predicted model, not a curated record. Gene Ontology annotation, biological process: amino acid transmembrane transport. Gene Ontology annotation, molecular function: amino acid transmembrane transporter activity. Bases 1 to 1377 code for a protein of 458 amino acids.
AUGAGUGCUUCGAUAGGACCCAGAGACCUGGCAGAGAUUCAUGACACUCCUGCGUAUGACUACGGACAGGAUGUGGAGAAGAAGCAUCUGGAUGAUACAUCCCCUGAAGAGGAAGAUCCAUUUGGAAAUGAAGAGUUCGCAGAGGUGAAAUACCGGACGAUGGGUUGGUGGAAAACAGGGAUACUCAUGGUCGCAGAGAAUGUUUCUAUUGGAAUUUUAUCCCUUCCAUCCGCCUUUGCAACGCUGGGAUUUGUCCCGGCUCUGAUCAUACUAAUUGGAAUAUCUGCUAUAUCAUGGUACACGGCCUACAUUCUUUGUCAGUUCAAGUUACGAUACCCCCAGGUCCAUAGCAUGGGAGAUGCGGGUGAAAUCAUAAUGGGGCGAUUCGGACGUGAACUGCUUGGUAUCGGCCAGCUACUAUUCCUUAUAUUCGUUAUGGCCAGUCACGUCUUGACCUUCACGGUUCUCAUGAAUACGAUUACCGAGCAUGGUACCUGCACAAUCGUGUUUGGUGUCAUUGCACUGGUUGUCAGUUGCGUUGGUGCCUUACCACGUACCAUGGACAAAGUAUAUUGGAUGUCGAUUGCAUCAUUUCUCAGCAUUGUAGCGGCAACUAUGGCCACUAUGAUAGCGGUCGGCGUAGAGUACAAAGGCCACAUCCCUCUUGCUGCGACUACCCAUCUCAGCUUCAACGAAGAAUUUCUGGCAGUCAGCAAUUUGUUCUUUGCUUAUGUCGGCCAUGCGUCGUUCUUCGGAUUCAUCUCAGAGAUGGACAAACCUCGAGAGUUCACCAAGUCCAUAUCGGUACUCCAAGUCAUUGAUACCUCGCUAUACAUAGCUAGCGCAGUGGUUAUAUACCGCUACGUUGGUGUGGAUGUUCAAUCUCCUGCAUUAGGCUCUGCGGGGCCCCUAGGAAAGAAAAUCGCCUACGGACUGGCUAUUCCGACUGUCCUCAUUGCUGGAAUUGUCAAUGGCCAUGUAGCCAGCAAAUACGUGUACGUGCGUGUUUUCCGCGGCACAAACCACAUGCAUGAACGGACAUUGCUCUCCAUCGGUUCAUGGGUCGCUAUUGGAUUGAUCUCCUGGGUAGUUGCCUGGGUCAUCGCAGAGUCAAUCCCAGUCUUCAACAACCUUUUGAGUCUAAUUACUGCGCUUUUUGGCUGUUGGUUCGCUUAUGGAUUCCCUGCUAUCUUCUGGUUCACCCUGAACAAGGGCCAGUGGUUCGCAUCAACUAAGAAAAUAUUUCUUACCGUGUCUAACACGUUCAUUCUGGCCAUGGCAAUCACGCUUUGCGGUCUCGGAUUAUACGUUUCGGGAGAUGCGAUCAGCAAGGACAGUGGCAGUGGUGUCUGGACGUGUGCUAACAAUGCUGUUUGA